AUGCGGUAUGUUUUAGUUCCAGUCUGUGAAUUUGGUAGUAAUGUCCGAAAAUAUCAGGUACCGGGCUAUAUUCAACUUAGUGAAAACAAAUUGUCUGGUGAGAUACCUCCUGAGAUUGGCAAGAUGAAGAACAUCACUAUGCUGCAUUUGGGUGCUAAUGAGUUUUCCGGUAGGCUCCCUUUAGAGAUUGCACAAGUGCAACCAGUAGUCCUUAAUGUAUCAAAGAACAAAUUUUCUGGUGAAAUCCCAAAGCAGAUUGGCUAUAUUAAGUGCUUGCUAAAUCUUGACCUAUCAUUUAACAAUUUUUCUGGUCCAUUCCCAGCUAGCUUUAGUAACUUGCAUGAUCUGAGCAAGUUCAACAUCUCUUAUAAUCCAUACAUGUAUGGAUCUGUACCAGAAACCGGGCAAAUGCUUACGUUUGAGAAGUCAUCGUUUCUUGGUAAUCCAUUGUUGCAUCUUCCGUCCUUCAUGCACAACUCUACGGACAAUACUAAAGGAAAAAUGAAUGAAAAUCACAAAAGGCAGCCCACAAAGGUGGGUGCGGUUUUGGUAAUUUUGGUUCUGGUAGUAGCUUUGCUAGUCAGUGGAGUCAUGUCACUCCUUGUCUGCCUUGUUAUAAAAUGCCCUAGAUAUACACCAGGGAACUUAUUGGAGAAUACACAGGGCCGGCAUGAUUUGCCAUUUAGUUCUGGUGUGUCCUCUUCGCGGAUGUCUGAUGAUGUUAAGGUUAUCCGUUUGGACAGAACAAGCUUCACACAUUCUGACAUACUGAAGGCCACGUGGAACUUCUCGAACGAUAGAAUUAUUGGGAGGGGAGGGUUUGGGAUAGUUUAUCGUGGAGUCUUGCCUGAUGGAAGGGAAGUAGCAGUGAAGAAGCUACAGAGGGAAGGAAUUGAAGGAGAAAAAGAGUUCAGAGCUGAAAUGGAGGUGCUCAGUAGAAAUGGCUCAGGUUGGCCUCAUCCGAACCUUGUAACUCUUUACGGUUGGUGCCUUGAUGGAUCAGAGAAACUGCUAGUCUAUGAAUACAUGGAAGGUGGAACAUUAGACGACGUCAUAACAGAUAGAACAAGGUUUACAUGGAAGAAAAGAAUACAAGCAGCAAUCGAUGUGGCACGUGCUUUAGUCUACUUACACCACGAGUGCUACCCUUGCAUUGUUCACAGAGAUGUCAAGGCUAGUAAUGUGCUUCUUGACAAUGAUGGAAGGGCAAAAGUCACAGAUUUUGGCCUAGCUAGAGUCAUGAAUUCAGAACAUACUCAUGUUAGCACAAUGGUGGCGGGGACUAUUGGUUAUGUUGCACCAGAAUAUGGGCAGACAAUGCAGGCCACUACAAAAGGAGAUGUGUACAGCUAUGGGGUUCUAGCUAUGGAGCUAGCAACAGGGAGGCAUGCUAUAGACGGAGGCGAAGAAUGUCUAGUUGAAUGGGCAACAAGGGUCAUGGGAUACGGAAAGAAAGGUUUCACUAGAGCCAUGAUCCCGGUUGCUCUAUUGGUAUCUGGACUGGUAGAGGGAGCAGAAGAAAUGUGUGAAUUGCUUAGGAUUGGGAUAAGGUGCACGGCUGAGAACCCGUAUGAUCGGCCUAACAUGAAGGAAGUUUUAGAUAUGUUGAUUAGUAUUCCUAGCAGCCAUAGGGGAUCCACGCGUAGCUUUGGAUCCUGUCGUAGUUCUUCUCCAUUAUUAUGAUAGAUUUUGUUGCAACUCAGAUCCAAUACAGGUUUGUAACAUACAUUAGCAAAUUACUCUUGUAAAAACAGUUCUUGCACAUUCAUUAUUCUAGGAAAAAGUUGCCUAUUUUGUUAGUUUGGA
Messenger RNA from Nicotiana attenuata, 1806 nucleotides. Its product is annotated as probable LRR receptor-like serine/threonine-protein kinase At1g74360. The transcript has 2 exons. NCBI's taxonomy places the organism in Eukaryota, Viridiplantae, Streptophyta, Magnoliopsida, Solanales, Solanaceae. Bases 1 to 1683 code for a protein of 560 amino acids. Gene Ontology annotation, biological process: protein phosphorylation. Gene Ontology annotation, molecular function: protein kinase activity; protein binding; ATP binding. The record is from RefSeq and is a predicted model, not a curated record.